CCGACGUCCUGUUGGUAGUUAGCCGCCGCCGCUGCUCUCGGGAGUUUUUUUUUUCUUCACGGCUAUGAUUGACAGAGGCAGCAGAGGUUUACACGGGCAUGUCCGCACACUUGCUCGUUUGUUAUCGUAACAGAAAGACGUGCAGCAUGGCGACUGAAGCCGGAGCCCAGAGCUGUCGCCAGAGGAGGAGACGGAGAGCUGCCUGCGUGGGGCUCCUGAGGAUCUUAUUUAUUGCUUUUAUUCACACGACGCGGGCGAAUAAACAAGCAUUCAUUCAGUCAGACACAAUACUAGAGGUUCUACAUUUUGGCGAGGGCAGCCUUUUACAGGGAGAGUCUGACAUCGAUUUUAGUUUAUAUCAUCAACAAAGCACGUCCACACACCGUGGGAACUGUCGACCUAUACGAUUUGAACCUCCAAUGUUGGAUUUUCACGAACAGCCCGUUGGAAUGCCAAAAAUGGAAAAAGUUUAUUUACAUAACCCUAGCUCAGAAGAAAUUAGUUUGAUAUCAAUAUCAGCAACAACAGCACAUUUUCACGCAUCCUUUUUCCAGAAUAGGAUAAUACCACCAGGAGGGAACACAUCAUUUGAUGUGGUAUUUCUUGCUCGAGUAGUUGGGAAUGUAGAAAAUACAUUAUUUAUUAAUACAUCACAUCAUGGAGUGUUUACAUACCAGGUUUUCGGGGUUGGUAUACCAAACCCCUACAGACUGCGACCCUUCAUUGGGGCCCGAGUCCCAGUAAACAGCAGCUUCUCACCUCUUAUAAACAUCCACAACCCAUACAGUGAACCACUGCAGGUGGUUGAGAUGUACUCCAGUGGUGGGGAUUUGCAUCUAGAGCUUCCCACAGGCCAACAAGGAGGCACUAUAAAAUUAUGGGAGAUUCCCCCAUUUGAGACAAAAGGGGUGAUGAGAGCCAGCUUCUCGUCCAGAGAUGUGGACAACCACACGGCUUUCAUCAGAAUCAAAACCAAUGCUCCCAAUGAGGACCAGUUCAUCAUUCUCCCCGUAGAGGUGGAGGUCACAUCAGCCCCUGGUAUAUACUCCUCCACAGAGAUGCUCGACUUUGGUACACUCAGAUCACAAGAUCGUCCAAAGCUGCUGAAUCUACACCUUUUAAAUUCAGGAACAAAAGAUGUUCCCAUUACGAGUGUACGUACAACACCGUCAAACGAAGCCGUCACAAUAGACUUCAAAGCAGUUACACUCAAAGCUGGAGAGAACAGAUAUACCAAAGUCGCAAGUAUUAGUUUUGAUGCCUCAAAAGCCAGAAGACCAUAUCAGUUAUCUGGAAAAAUAACCGUUAAAGCAAAAGAGAAGAGUUAUUCCAAGCUUGAAAUCCCAUACCAAGCAGAGGUUUUAGACGGCUACCUGGGCUUUGACCACACAGCCACAUUGUUCCACAUCAGGGACAGCCCCGUGGACCCAGUGGACAGACCCAUCUUCCUCACGAAUGCCUUCAGCUUCGCAAUCCGGAUACACAAUGUGUCCCUCCCUGAAGAGGCCAAAACAAUGUUUAAUGUGCAGAACUUCAGCACACCCAUCCUCAUCCCCCCACACGAGUCGCGUUACAUUUUCUCCCUCCUCUUCCGACCAGUUCGACCAUCAAUCCACAUAGACAGCAACAUCCUGCUCAUCACAAACGCAUCAAAGUUUCACCUGCCUGUUCGGGCUUACACCGGCUUCUUGGAGCCUCUGGUUCUGCCUCCCAGUCUGAAGGAGAACCUGCUGGACUUUGGUGUCCGCAGUGCAACAGACACCAGCAGCAUCAUAUUUGUAGUGGUCAACAGUAACCCCAUAGAGCUGGAGAUUAAGUCCUGGUUGGUCACAGGAGACAGUCUCUCCAUGGAGCUGCUGAAGACCGAAAAAGGAAACACAACGGUGGCCCAGGGUCACCUGGAAGAGCUGCAGAACACCUCAGCCUCCCAUCAUAAAACGGUUAUAUUAGCAUCCGGAUAUUACGCAGCAUUCAGAGUGACACUAGUGGCCAAAGCUCUGGAGGGCACAUAUGACGGGGCUGUACACCUCACCACAGAUUAUGAGAUAUUAACCAUUCCGGUGAAAGCUGUCAUCGCAGUGGGCACAUUAAACAGCUCUCCCAAACACAUCAUUUUGCCACCUUCAUUUCCGGGGAAGGUAGUUCACCAAAGCUUUAGCAUACAGAGCUCCUUCACACAGAAAGUGAGACUGCAGCAGAUCCGCUCCCUGACAGAAGACAUCCGAUUUUAUUACAAACGUCUCCGCAACAGCAAAGACGAGCUGGAGCCCAGACGGAAGUCUAAGGUGGCAAACAUUUAUUUUGACGCCGGCUUGCAGUGUGGUGAUCACUGUUAUGUGGGCCUGCCAUUUGUGCUUAAAUCUGAGGCUAAACCUCAUGGGCUGGCGUUACAGGAGGAUAUCUGGGACGCCGAUGUCGAUCUUCACCAGAAGCUCCUCAGACGAUGGAAAGAGCUCAAGGAGCGCUCUGUGCACAAGAUCGAAGCUGUCUUUGAAGUUAACACAGAUCUCCAGAAAAACGUGCAGGCUAAAAUAACCGCACACCUGACGUGGCCUUCGCUGGUCAACUCUUCACAGAGAAUCACGUUCCCCCUGACCAACACCAACAGCUCCUCUGACGAGGAGGUGAUUUUGCAAAACCCUGCAGAUGUCCCUGUUUAUGUCCAAGUACUCCCCUUGGCGCUUCUACCCAACCCCUCUGUGUUUUCUGGAAAACUGGCCGACAGGUUUCCUUUAGGAAACUUAUCCAACAUCAAUAUAAACACAAACACCUUCGAGUUCCAGGUUCACAGAAAUCAAACAUCGCUAAUGAGGAGCAGUACAGGCUUUGUAGAAGGCUCAACCAGGCCCUUUGUGUACAACCUCCUCCUGCUGCCUGGAGAAGUCAAGUCUUUCAACAUAAGAUUUACUCCCAUUGGAAACCACAGUGUCUCCUCCCUCCUCAUAGUCAGAAACAACCUGACGGUGAUCGACACGAUCAUACUUCACGGACGAGGCACGACAGAGAGCCUGAAGGUCGCAGGGAAGCUUCCAGGACAAGGCAGCUCCCUGAGGUUUAAAAUGACUGAAGCUCUGCUGAAAGACUGCACAGAGAAAACAAAAGUGAAAGAGCCAAACUUCACUCUGAAAAAGACGUUCAGAGUGGAGAACACGGGUUUGCUCCCGAUCACCAUCAAAUCGGCAGAAAUCAAUGGACAAGCCUGCGAAGGAUUCGGAUUCAAAGUUCUCAACUGUCAAGAAUUUGCACUCAAGCCAAAUGCUUCGAAAGACCUCGUCAUACUGUUUACACCCGAUUUCACUUCCUCUCGAGUGAUCCGGGAGCUGAAGCUGGUGUCGUGCGGCGGCUCAGAAUUUGUGUUUGUCCUCAAUGCCUCGUUGCCCUAUCACAUGUUAGCCACAUGUGCAGAGACCCUGCCUAGGCCCACCUGGGAGCUCCAGCUCUACAUCAUUGUGUCUGUCAUUAUGAGUUCCAUGUUUCUGAUAGUGAUCACCACGGCCUACCUGGAGGCUCAGAGCAUAUGGGAGCCCUUCAAGAGGCGCGUGUCUGUGGAAUCCAACUCCACCUUGGAGACGGGGAGACCCUUCAAUCUCAGGGACAUUGUGCAAAUUCACACUGAUUCAAACGACCCACCACAGAACUCCAGAGGUUUAUACGCAUCCACCAACGGGGCAGCUCGGGGAGGCCGACAAAACAGCAGCCGUCCCUCGCCAGACUCCGACAGCCAGGGUAACAGGUCCAGGAUCAGCUUCACCCGCCCACCUAUGCAACCUCCUUCCUCCCAGCUCACCAAAGGAAGUUCAGCCUCGGGCAACGAAGGCCCUCCUGCUCCCUGCCAGGUAACCAACCGCAAAGUUCGCAGCACCAAACAGCCUGACCUCCAGAGUCCAAGCUUAGGCGGCCCGUCGCUGCCUCACAGAGGCAUCUGCCCCGACGAAGCAGAGUUCGCCAACCUCAUUGGAGCCAUGGACAACGACCUCGACCGUCCAGAGCCGCUCGGUCCCGAAACUCUUCAGGAGCAGAGUUCUCAGUCCAUACCAAGCAAAGUGUUGGAAUCCAAAGGGAAGCUGCGCGCUAAAGCAAAAGCCCAGAGGAAGAAGGAAGAGAAGGAGAAAAAGUCAACAGUGAAGACUCAGGGAGACGAGCUCAAAGAUCUCGCCGACAACGACGACAGCUCCUCCACGACUACAGAGACCUCCAAUCCAGAUGUGGAGACCAACAUUAAAGAGGAACCAGUAAAAAAGAAAGGAAGGACAAUAACCCUGGAAACGGCAAAAGAAGAAACAUCAAAUUUUCUGAUUAAACCCAAAACGAAGAAACAAGGAACCACAAAGAAGGAGAACCAAGCAGAAAAAUCCAGUUCUCUCGAGCUGCCCUACGUAACACCGCUGGAGACCAAGCAGCGGAAGAACUUCCCCUCCAAAUCUCUCCAUCCUCUCACCAGCAUCGCAAAGACGAGACCUCUACAGAAACCUAGAUUAGACGGAAAGCUGGAGGACGGGCGGCCUUCCUUUUUCCCCAAAGCGUCAGAGCUGGGACACAGCAGCAGCUCUGAAGGAGAGAAGGAGUGCGCUUCACCCGAGUGGGACGUCCCUCUUUCCAAAAACAGCAUCCCAGCUGACAGUCUUCAGCAGAUCUCCCUGCAGACAAUAAAUGCAGAUCCUUUCCUGAAGCGAUCGGCCACAGCUGGGACCUGCUCCCCUCCACCCACCUCCCCCAGUUUGCUGUCUCGAGGAACCUACAGCAGUGUGGUCAGCAGCAACAGUGAGAUAAACCAGAAGAAAGCCCCAGGAAAUAAACUGCCUGCAGCCCUCCCGCAGCCGGGCAAAAACGGGAAUCUCACCUUUGCUGACGCUGUAACUAAAGGUUAUGACAAAAGCCCAGGUGGCUCUGGCGCAGGUAAAACUGACAGCCAAGGCAAGAGUCUGGAGCACAUGAGAUCCUUUGAAAGCGACAGCUCAGACAGCUCUGGACUGUGGAGUCCAAUCGACACGACCAGCAGUCCAAACUACCAGUCAGCCAACUCUUUCUCCGCUUUUGGCUCCAACAACCACUUCAACCUGACGGGAGUGUUCAGUGGAAUGAGUCUCCAAAAGCCAUCUGAGCCUCAGCAGAGCUGGCCAGAGUUCACUACCGCUGUCCCCUCCUCCAUCUGGGACAUACCGAGCCCCACUGAUCCCCUGCACUCCUGGACCAGCACCCCCAGCUCUACGCCUGCCUCAACCACAUCACUCCUGGGAAACGGCCGCAACCCGUGGUCUACGACCACACCCUUCGGCAGCUCCAUUUGGUCAACGAGUGCAGAGCCAGCCUUAAACCCUUUCCCUCCAACCACCACCUCGACACCUCUGACCGAUCUCGUCAGCAGCUCCGCCCCAUCGCCACCGCCAGCCGUGGUGGCUUCCACCGAGAUGAGUCGGACCUACAACCCCUGGAGCAUGUGGGGCCCCACCCUGAGCAGGCGCAGCUCUGAGCCGUGGCCCAGCUCCUCCAACAACACCAACUAAGAAGGCCACGCCGUAGCACUUAAGUCUCUGUACUCAGAAAGCAAAUUCUCCUGUAAUCAGAUUCCUAACAGGAAGCAGCCUGGAGCGAUCACCAGCCCAGCGCUGCGUAUAGGUCUCUGCAGCUUUUUAUUCCCGGGGGGUGGGGGUGGGGAGGGAUGCUCACUUUUAUUUGGAUUUCUUUUAACAGGUUUCCCUAAAGUUAAGAGGCUGAUAGCAUGGUGAAGGCUGCGUUUGUCCUUAAAAAGUGACACUUGGAGCAAAAUCUCUAAAGUUCAGUAUUAAUGUUGGAACAGACGUCUAUUUGAAGCCAUAAGUCCCGCUUUCACCAUCACUUUGAUUCCUAUUGGUGGCUUUGAGGUCUGUCAUUGCACCAGGCUUUUAUUUGGCUGCAGGGAUCUUGAAUAAAUCCAGAGUUGUUCUUCAUGAAACAGCCCCCAAAAAAGCUUCAAGAAAAUUCAUGUCCCCCCUACUUUUGUUUUCUUCAAAGUCUUCUGUGGGAAUAAAUUGGUCAGGUGAUCAAAAAAAUAUUUAAGUUUGAGGUUUGUAUUGUACAUCACCUCGAUUUGUCAGCAAAAUUAAAUAAAGGAUUUC
Molecule: messenger RNA, 6095 nt
Organism: Pelmatolapia mariae (spotted tilapia)
Lineage: Eukaryota; Metazoa; Chordata; Actinopteri; Cichliformes; Cichlidae
Gene: tmem131
Product: transmembrane protein 131
Exons: 41
Coding region: 99-5504 (1801 amino acids)
Cellular component (GO): membrane
Source: RefSeq, a predicted model, not a curated record